AUGAAGGCAUUCAACAUCCUAGGCUUUCUUGGCCUCUUUCUCGUUAACGCAUUGGCUGUUCCAACUUCAGAUUUCGUCAAUUGGAAAAACUUCAAGGCCAACGGAGUCAACCUCGGCGGCUGGCUUGUUCAAGAGGCUGUCAUAGAUGCCGGUUUCUGGGGUCAGUACGGCGGCAAUACCACUGACGAGUGGGGGCUUCGUCUUGGUUCCCAAUGUGGUCCCGUUCUGGAACGACGUUAUGCAACCUACUUCAAACCGGCCGAUAUUGACAAGCUCGCUAAAGCUGGUGUUACCAUCCUCCGUAUCCCCACGAACUACGCUGCUUGGGUCAAGGUCCCAGGCUCCCAGUUGUAUACCGGCAACCAGGUCCAAUUCUUGAAGAACAUUGCGACGUAUGCCAUUACGAAGUACAACAUGCACGUCAUCGUCGAUGUUCACUCCCUGCCGGGUGGGCUGAACGCGCUGGGUAUCGGAGUAAGGACGGCAACUACGGGUGGUUCAACAACGAAACCGCCCUGGAAUAUUCCUACCGCACCAUCGAUGCCGUUACUCAGUAUGUUCAAGCCUCCGGGUUUCCUCAGUCAUACACCAUUGCACCCCUCAACGAACCGGCGGAUAACCGCGACUUCUCCAAGUUUUGGUACGCCGGAUGCACUCAGCAUAGAUGGUGCUGCAUGGGUUGCAAAGUUCAUCAACGGCGUCCUCUCGAGAGUCGCGCAAGUCAACCCGAAGAUUCCAGUCAUGUUGCAAGGUAGCUUCCGUCCUGAGCCGUUUUGGUCGCCUUACUUCCCUACGGACGCCAACCUGGUUUUCGAUGCCCAUCAUUACUACUUCGCCGGCAGGCUCACCACCUCUGAAAACGUCCCGACUUUCAUAUGCGAAGAUGCCAAGGGGUCCAUUAGCGAUGGGAAAUUUCCCGUUUUCAUCGGCGAGUGGUCUAUUCAGGCUGUCGAUAAUAACACCUUUGCCAGCCGGGCCAAAACCCUCAAUAACGGGCUUUAUGCUUGGUCCAAGUACACCCAAGGAAGCUCGUACUGGACCGUCAAGUUUUCGGAAAAUGCCCCAGUGAACGGUCAAGGGACUCAGAGCGAUUACUGGAAUUAUGAGACAUUCAUUGAUCUUGGCAUCAUAGACCCAGCGUCUUCUACAGGAUUUUGCCCCCAAUCUUAG
Molecule: messenger RNA, 1170 nt
Organism: Colletotrichum phormii
Lineage: Eukaryota; Fungi; Ascomycota; Sordariomycetes; Glomerellales; Glomerellaceae
Product: glycoside hydrolase superfamily
Exons: 1
Coding region: 1-1170 (389 amino acids)
Biological process (GO): glucan catabolic process
Cellular component (GO): extracellular region; cell surface
Molecular function (GO): glucan exo-1,3-beta-glucosidase activity
Source: RefSeq, a predicted model, not a curated record